AUGGAACACGACGGAUUCUACUAUAAAAUCAAUAAAACCAUUGGUGGUAAACGUUACUAUGUCUGUGCAACACCUAAUGUAUACUGUAAAGGGACACUAAUCCAACUGGAAAACGGCACCAUCAUACCAAAUAAAGAUCACACGCAUUUAGCUUAUGGUCCAACAUUUAAUAAGCAACAACUUAUAAAACGUUUAAGGACAACUUUAAUUGAAAGGUCAAAGACAGAGACUAAAGCUCUAAAAGUUAUAUACGAUGAGGAAUCAGUUAGAAACCAGGAAGCUGCUUUAAAUUAUAGUUGGCCACAGCAGAGUCUUAUAUGCGGCAGGCCAGAAGAAGUGUUUGUCCAGCAUUACCAUCCACACUACGGGAGUUGGGCGAAUAUUUAG
Messenger RNA from Macrosiphum euphorbiae (potato aphid), 387 nucleotides. The record is from the annotation of a GenBank genome assembly. Lineage: Eukaryota; Metazoa; Arthropoda; Insecta; Hemiptera; Aphididae.